CGAUAACGGCUAGGCUUACUAACUGGGUUAAUACAGAUGAUUACAUCAUAAACAUUGCGCGUGCAGUCACCAGGCACUAGAACGCAUGCAGUGACCGGUUGCGCAAUUGAGAGUGAGAAACUGGGUUAGAACAAACGGAGGAGCUGAAGAAGGAAGGGAUGAACAAUGGUUUACCUCGUCUGUAGACACUAUCAGCCUCAAACUAAUGUAGACACGCACAGAGGGGAGGAAAGAAAGGGGUGAAGGAGGAAGAGAGAGGGAGGAGAGAAUGGCACAGUCACAUAGAGACAGUGGUGAACAAUCGGUGGACGAAGCCUAGCUAAAGAAACAGAAGGAGAGGACAGGAGGUCGGAUAAAAGGGAUAAACUAUGUUCUUUUUUAUUUAAAGAUGGGGAAUGAAAGAGGGAGUGUUCGCCCUCGGCGUCAUAACGCAUCCAUAUAUUAGCCCAAACCAAACGCUCCACCGCCCGUCCAUGGCGUAAAGACUGGGGUACAUAAAUAUAUCUGAAAUAAUUAAAUAAUUCGCUGUGGCGAGAAGAGCGUCAGCCGCAGUGUGCCCUCCUUGCACCACGUAAGCGCAGCCGAAACAGAGACGAGGACAGGGAGGACGGAGAGAGAGAACAAGCCAUCCCUUUCCUAGCCGAACCAAGGAGAGAGGAAACGCGACAGGCAGACAACAAUGGGAAUAUAGGUCUAUAUAUACCUAAACCAUCUGUGAGCAACCAGCACAGCGGAGGUUUUUGUGGUGUUUUUAGCGGUUAGCUAUAAAGGAGACCGGGGAUUCGGUGUUGCAGCGGCCGCGCUGAAGAACCGCACAUGUCAACACGUUCAAGCUCCACAUCUCCAUCCCCGCCCUGCGCGGAUCGCAGAUCCGUCUAACGGCAACGCCAGGCAGGUUACCGAAUAACGGAACCGUUAACGGAACCGGGGAACAGUGAUGAGAAGGACUCGGAUCAAUGGUUUUAUGAUAUGAGCCUUUAUAAACGAAUCAAUUAAUGAAUUACUUAUCAUCGAUGAGAAAGGACCAAUCAAACAACUGAUUUCAUGGAUUCAUGUUGACAUUUUCGGAAUGAUCCCUAUAACCUGCUUGAUCGGUGUGAUGUGCUUAUCUAAGGAUCUAUAGGCUAUGGGCUCUAUUCAUGACAGAAAUAUAUACAUAAAUACCACAUUUAGGCUGAUGACUUAGUAGUAGUCUUAACAACCCAUGCGUUUCUUCCGAUCUCCAUCGAUAGAUACAUGGACAAUUAGGCCUACCCGUUAGAUCUAUGCGUUUGUCUUUGCAUAAAAAUAUGUUUCGGUUAAUUUAAAAACGAGUGAAGCAACCGUUUUUCCUCCCUCUGCUGUAUUGAGACGUUAGGCAGCAGGCAGGCAGUCACAAGCAACACACACACCAUCCGUCCCUCUGUGGACUGCACCUCUCCAUCUAUAUCCCUCCCUCCUUCCUCCCUCCUCUAUCCCCCCUCCUCUAAUCCUCCCCAUCCCUCUGUUCCAUUCCCAGAUUAUCCAUUUUUAUUAAUUUGUUAACGUAUUAGCUCUUUUAAGGAUUAAAAACUGCUCACCCUAUCUCAAUCCUAUACGCCUCUCCUUCACUAGCAUCUCAUCGGCGCAUCCAGACACAGACACACAAACUUGACAUACACACUGGACAGCUCGCCAAUUCAACACAGCAGCGAUGGAGACAACUAAACUGCCCCCGACCAGCCCGUCCUCCCCGACCACCGGGUUCUCGGUACCGUCAGCGGAGAAGGUGGAUGGGUUUCCCCGGCGCUCGAUGCGUAGAGCCCGGCAGAGGCGCUCCCACUCCUCGUCCCAGUUCCGCUACCAGAGCUCCCAGGUCGAGCUAACGCCACUGCCGCUGCUCAAAGAUGCCCCUGUGGCAGAGCUCCAUGACCUGUUCUGUAAGAAGCUGCAGCAGUGCUGCGUCCUCUUUGACUUCCUGGACUGUGUGGCUGACCUGAAGGGGAAAGAGAUCAAACGAGCUGCGCUCAAUGAACUGGUGGAGUCUGUUGCUACAAGCAGAGGAGUUCUGAUAGAGCCACUCUACCCAGAGGCUAUUAAGAUGAUCUCAGUGAAUAUCUUCAGGACAUUACCUCCCAGUGAGAACCCAGAGUUUGACCCGGAGGAGGAUGAACCCACUCUAGAGGCCUCCUGGCCACACCUGCAGCUGGUGUAUGAAUUCUUUCUGCGUUUCCUGGAGAGCCCAGACUUCCAGCCCUCCAUGGCCAAACGCUACGUUGACCAGAAGUUUGUUCUUCAGCUGUUGGAAUUGUUUGACAGUGAGGAUCCGAGGGAGAGAGAGUACCUAAAGACCAUCCUGCAUCGUGUCUACGGCAAACUGCUCGGCCUGCGGGCAUACAUACGCAAACAGAUCAACAAUAUCUUCCUCAGGUUUAUCUAUGAGACCGAGCACUUCAACGGUGUGGCAGAGCUACUGGAGAUCCUGGGCAGCAUUAUAAACGGGUUUGCUCUGCCCUUGAAGUCGGAACACAAGCAGUUCCUGGUUCGAGUCCUGAUACCUCUACACACAGCCAAGUCUCUGUCCAUUUUCCAUGCACAGCUGGCGUACUGUGUGGUCCAGUUUAUGGAGAAAGAUUCUACUGUCACAGAAUACAUCAUACGAGGGCUCCUCAAAUACUGGCCCAAAACCUGCACCCAGAAAGAGGUGAUGUUCCUAGGGGAGAUAGAGGAGAUACUGGAUGUGAUCGAGCCAUCUCAGUUUAUCCGUGUUCAGGAGCCUCUCUUCAAACAGAUUGCUGCCUGCAUCUCCAGCCCACACUUCCAGGUAGCAGAGAGGGCCUUGUACUUCUGGAACAACGAGUACAUCCUGUCUCUGAUAGAGGAGAACUGUCAGGUGAUUCUACCGCUGGUCUUCGCCACACUCUACAGAGUGUCCAAGGAGCACUGGAACCAGACUAUAGUCUCUCUGAUCUACAACGUUCUGAAGACCUUUAUGGAGAUGAACAGCAAGCUGUUUGAUGACCUCACUGCCUCUUACAAAGUGGAAAAACAGAAGGAGUUGAAGAGGGAGUGUGAGCGUGCAGAGCUGUGGCGGGGGCUGGAUGAGCAGCAGGAGAGGAGACUGCAGAUCCUGGGGGAGGCCAGUCGCAAUCAGAAGAACCUCCAGGAGAGAGGGGAGCCUCCUCAGCCCACCUCCACACAGACGGCAUUCCCUGAGCAGCCAAACCCCGAGCUCAGUGGAGCCUCUUCUAACACCUAGAACCAGACAGCGGAGGAUCAGUACCAGGAUACUUAGAGGACAUGCAGAGACAGUAUGCACAUAGCCAAACACACACAUGUACACACAAAGGAGCAGACGCACACGCUCAAACACACACACACACACACACACACACACACACACACACACACACACACACACACACACACACACACACACACACACACACACACACACACACACACACACACACACACACACACACUGACAACGUACACAUAAACACAUACAGAGUCGCACACAGGCAUAUACUGUUUACACACACACACACUCGUGCAGAAUGUAAACAGAAGAUGGAUCAACUCAAACACAUAGACUACAUUGAAGUGCAAACACAGCCCUCUACAUACUCACUGGAAGACUACCCACACAAACUGCCCAUCUUAAACAAGACAUAUUUCUCUCUCUCACACUCACACACACACACACACACACACACACACAUACUCACACUCACACACCCAGGUACUGGUUCUAGUUGUCUAGGUUUUGACGUGGAACCGUUUUCCCGGUUCUCCGACAAAGGACUUUAUACCGUCCCAAAAGAUACAGAGGAAUGAUGACGUGAAUGCUACAUAAUAUUGUUGCUUCUUCUUCUAUUCUUCUCUACUGUACUACUACUACUACUACUACUACUGAUGUUUUUAUAUAUAUAUAUAUAUAUAUAUAUAUGUCUGAAUAUUAUGAUUAUUAUAGUGUUGGUGGGAGAAUCUUUAGUGUAGAACUCCUAAAGCUUUAGCAUAACUUGUGCAUGGUCCAAAUCACACCCUAUUCGCUACAGAGCGAGUGCACUAUUGGCCAAAUGUAGUACACUAUAUGGGGCCUAAUCCCCAUAUUGUAGUGCAAUACUACUGACCAAAAGCAGUGCACUAUAAUGGGGAAAGGGGCUACUUCCCAAAUGGCACCCUAUUCCCUACAUAGUGCACUACUUUUGACAAGCGCCCUAUGGACCCUGGUCAAAAGUAGUGCACUAUUUAGGGAAUAGGGUGCCAUUUGGGACGUACAAAGUGUAUGCUUUUGGGCGACCCCUAAUCUCCUAAACUAAAACAAUGUUCUGAUAUGUCAUUAUUCUUGUCCAUUCAUAAUUGGGCAUAGAGAGAAGGAAGAGUCAGAAAACCACGUUUUUCUAGUAAUAUUCUAAUUUGUUUUGGAUAAUGUGUGUAUUGGGGUCGUGUCCUAAAUGGCACCAUUUUCCCUAUGAAGUGCACUACUUUUGACCAGGGCCCAUAGAGCUCUGGUCAACAGUAGUACACUAUAUAGGGAAUAGGGUGCCAUUUGGGAUGUGACCUCAGUCUACCAUCUGUGGGCUCAGUCUACUAGUCCUUGAUAUCACACUGUCUUACUGUUCUUCUGUGCAUCUUAUUAUGAUUCAUUCGUUUGAUGAAAUUAUUUUGAAUUUGUUUUAAUAUUUUUAUGUUUUUGUGUGUUCAUUUUGGCGAUAUCUGAUAUUUAUGAUAUUUUUUCAUUUGAUCUCUGGAAUUGUGACCUUAUUGCAGGAAGUUGGCAAAGAUGAGACGUGUUUGUGUGUGUGUGUGUGUGAGAGAGAGAUGGAGAGGUCAUGGAAGUGUGUGUGUGUAUGCGUGUAUGCGUGUGUGUUCAUGUGUGUAAGAUGCAGAGGUGAUGGAAGUGUGUGUUUGAGAGAAUUCAGUAUGAGUGUAACAGUGACAGGAGAUGUGUAUAGACAGAGUGAUAGAGGGAGAGAGGUGGCAUUGAUCCCUCUUUCUCUCUUCUCUCCCUUUCUCUCCUUUCGUAGGAACGGGAUUUGAAUCAGAAUGUAACACUUUUGAUUGAUUGUGAAUCUGGAGGUUUUUCUUGCGUCUUGUUACCAAGACAACCAGACCAGCAGCCUUCAACACCUUUAACAGUUUUUAGUUUCAACAAAACAAAAAAGGAAAUAAACAAACAAACCUCACUAUCGUUUAAACACUUCCUGAAUUUUGCACGUUACCCAUAAUUCCCCCAUUUGUCAGUCAGUCAGUUCGCUGGGAAAAUAAUCUUCCCUUCCACUAUUCUGUUCUAGAACAAGAAGAAUCCUUCCGGAAAUCGGGAAUGCUGAAAUUGGAACGCAAUUUAUCAACUGAAAGGAGAGGUUCCCGUCAGUAGAAUUAUAGAACAGCAAUAAUAAUGGAAUUGAAUAUGUACGCAUAAGUAGCAUUGCUAAACUACAAUUGCAGUGUCCUCCUGGUCUGGUUUGUAGGCUAUCCGCGCUCAGAAACAUAGAAAUGAUUGAGGAUGACCAUGUAUUUUUUUUUCCGGGGACCAACAGCUGGGUAGAUGAAUGUACAGUCAAGUUAAACCGGGAUUGUAGAAAGGAAAAGAUGUGUUAAAUUAACUUCACUUUGAGAAAACAAUGGAGUGUGUUUGUGUCGUUUUUUUAAUGGUCUCUUGUGUAUUCUCUCUCUCUCUUUUGUCCCUAUCACUCCAUCCAUCUAAUGGGGCAUAGAUGUUAAGUCCCCUAUUCAGGGUUCUGGACCGGUUCCAACUGAUAUAUUGCUGUACAGAGCACUCUGUGAAUUUCACAGGGUUUUAGUGCUUUAUAGUGCCAGAAAGCCCCAUCUGUCUGCUUUCUGUUACCACUCUUGUCAGUGGUGCUGACUUGAAGUGUCAGGUUUCACACCAUACAUUUGCAUAGGGAAUGAGUGUAACAUUUUCUGUUCUAUCCAGACAAAGAGAAUCCGGUAAUCAUCGUUUCAUCUCGCUGUAAUAUUCUCAGACUAAUUUAUAGCUGUCAACAUUUUAAUCAUAUUUGUACUAUGUAUUUAAGCUUGUGUUCUCAAAAGUGAGUACACCUCAGCAAGUUAUAACUAUGUUUAAUAAAAAGGUGAACUCAU
Oncorhynchus kisutch (coho salmon) is the source of this 6069-nucleotide messenger RNA. RefSeq names its product serine/threonine-protein phosphatase 2A 56 kDa regulatory subunit beta isoform. The record is from RefSeq and is a predicted model, not a curated record. Gene Ontology annotation, biological process: signal transduction; protein dephosphorylation. Gene Ontology annotation, molecular function: protein phosphatase activator activity. NCBI's taxonomy places the organism in Eukaryota, Metazoa, Chordata, Actinopteri, Salmoniformes, Salmonidae. Gene Ontology annotation, cellular component: nucleus; protein phosphatase type 2A complex; cytosol. Bases 1673 to 3217 code for a protein of 514 amino acids. The transcript is spliced from 13 exons.